Molecule: messenger RNA, 1278 nt
Organism: Ilex paraguariensis (yerba mate)
Lineage: Eukaryota; Viridiplantae; Streptophyta; Magnoliopsida; Aquifoliales; Aquifoliaceae
Source: the annotation of a GenBank genome assembly
AUGGCAAGUAAACAAGCGGGUUCACCGGCAUUAGCGCCUUCGAAGAUGAAAAGUGGAGGCUUUGUUCUUGGUCAUAUAUGGGGUUGGCUUUUGAUUGGCAUCGUAACGGUCUUCUUUGGUGGCUUGUUAUUUUUCUGUUUCAAGAGGAAGCUCUAUGCUAAUUGCAGGCUGCGUCGGAAUCAAAAAGGAAAUUUAAAUGCUGAGAAAAAGAGGUUGAGGCAAUUCCAGUUGGAAGAACUAGAGAAGGCCACCAAUAAUUUCAGCAAAGAUUGCUGGGUUGGGUCUGGUGCUUUUGGAGAUGUCUACCAAGGAAAGUUUGAUGUAGAGGGAACACUAGCAAUCAAGAAGGCCAAUGCUGAUUCAUACACAAGCACCGAAGAAUUUAGAAAUGGACAAAAAGGAGCUAAAGUACUGGUUUACGAGUAUGUUCCAAAUGGCUCACUGCUUGACUACAUCAUGGGCAUAGCUCAUCUUCAUGAAGGAAUCACCCCAAGUAUAAUCCACAGGGAUAUAAAACCAAGUAACAUCUUGAUCGGAGAGGGGUUCGAGGCCAAGGUUUCAGAUUUCGGGCUGGUGAAAUCAGGUCCCAUAGGGGAUCAAUCUCAUGUUAGUAGCCAGAUAAAAGGGACACCAGGGUAUCUUGACCCAGCCUAUUGCUCAAGUUUUCAUUUGUCUCCAUUCAGUGAUGUUUACAGCUUUGGAGUCAUACUUCUACAACUUGUUGCUGGUCGACCUGCUGUUGAUACCUCUAGAAGCCAUUCUAAUUAUCAUAUUAUUGAAUGGUCCAGGCCAAGCUUGGAGAGAGGGAAUGUUGAUGAAAUCCUAGAUGCUAGUCUUCUAUUAGAGCCCUGCAACAUGGAAAUGAUGCUAAAGAUGGGACUUCUUGGCCUAAGAUGUGUGGUGAAGGUUCCCAAACAAAGGCCUACAAUGACUCAAGUGUGGCAAGAGUUAGAGGCAGCUCUCCAUUCAUCAGACAACUUCAUAAACAACCAACCAUCAAAGAGUGCCCGGAGAUCAGUUGGUGUCUCCAGUCAAUCCACAGAUCGUGGGAGUUACCGAUCAGUGGAUCAGGAUUAUUCCCAGAACUCUGUCAGCAUAGAUGGUAUUGGACUACAGAGAUUUCAUGUUGAGAUGGAUAGCCUCUCUUUUCAAAGCGCAAGUUUGAGGUGUUUAGAGACUAAUAGCAUUAGCAUCGACGCUGAUAAGAGCAACUUGAGAGGAAUAAUGGAAGAAACGAGUAUCAGUGUAGAUGAGGAUUUCAGCAUUCCUCGCGAUUAA